AUGGGCGUACCAGGUUUGUGGGAGGUCAUACAACCCGUCGGGCAGUCGAGGUCAUUGAUGAACAUAGCCGUCGUGGACGGCUUUGAGCGCAACACAUCCGGACGACGCGCGUAUAGAGUGGGUAUCGACACCAGUAUAUGGUUCACACAUUCGUAUUACAGCAAGGGUGGCGAAAACCCGCAGCUGCGCCUUCUCUUUUUCCGCCUGGCGAAGCUGGCUGAGCUACCUUUGCUGCCGCUAUUUGUGUUCGACGGGAGGGAACGUCCGAAAGUGAAGAGGGGGAGUAGGAUGGGGAAAUCUGGGUCCCAUGGGCUCACGGACGCCUUCAAGCAGAUGCUUGGCCACUUUGGGUUUGAGUGGCGGGUGGCGUACGGGGAGGCAGAGGCUGAACUCGCUCGCCUGAACCAGAUAGGAAUCAUAGACGCGAUUCUGACAGACGACGUCGACACUUUCAUCUUCGGUGCUCGAGUAGUUAUCAAGAACUGGAGCAAAGAGCUGUCUGGGAACAAGUCCAAGCCUGCCACUGAUGCUGAUGGCAAAGUCAGCAAGCACCAUGUUAUGGUAUUCAAUGCAGACGACAUUCGCACGCAUCCUAGUAUUGGAUUGACCCGUGGUGGACUUAUCCUAUUCGCCCUCCUCAAAGGAGGUGACUACGAUGUUGGAGUUCCUGGGAUAGGCGAGAAAAUAGCCCACGGCCUCGCCCGCGCGGGUUUUGGCGACCAACUCCUCACCGCUUUCGAGCGGCGCGCCCAACAGCCCAUCCAACCAUUCCUCGCACAAUGGCGGGCCGACAUCACCACCGAGCUGCGCACGAACUCCCGCGGCCUCCUCCCACACAGAUGCACAUCCGUCACUAUUCCCGUCUCCUUCCCCGACCUACAGGUCCUGGAGAACUACGCGGCACCACGUAUCAGCCCGCAGGGGGGCGGGCCUCUGCGUGACAGGAGCUCCCUGCAUGUCCCACGCAUUGCGAGGUUCUGUGAAGAUAGUUUCGAAUGGGGGUACAGGAGCAAAAUCUUGUACAGGUUGCGCAGCGUGCUGUGGGAGGCGUGUGUGAUGAGGGUGCUACGCCGUGCGGCUCUCGAGGCGGAUGAGAAGGAGAAAACCAGGAGGAUAGCCGCUGGUGGAGAGCCGGGACAGGCGAUUCGGGGCGCGCUGACUCCUGCAAGGGAAGACACCGAGCGCAGACGAGCUGCUUUUCCUGGAUCCUCUGGGCUCGCUGCUGCACAGAACACAGCUCGAGCCGCGCCAGUGCCCACAGUCCCGAAAGACGACCCCCUCCUUGUCGAGAUUGUCAGCACUCGACAGCACGCUUCCACCGACCGACUGCUUGAAUACCAUGUGGUGCUCAAGCCAGGCCCACUCGUUGCCCUCGCAAACUCAGGCAUCACCGGCAAGCGCCCUGAGCCCUCCGAUGCGCAGAAGGGAAAGGAGCACGAGGUAGAUCCGCUCGGCGAGACGCGGAUGUGGGUGCCUGCGCCGAUGAUGAGGCAGGUGCAUCCGGAUCUCGUCGAGGACUAUGAGACCUCGCUUAGAGAGAAGGGAAAUAAGAGA
Gloeophyllum trabeum ATCC 11539 is the source of this 1554-nucleotide messenger RNA. RefSeq names its product PIN domain-like protein. Gene Ontology annotation, molecular function: 5'-flap endonuclease activity; crossover junction DNA endonuclease activity. The annotation marks the transcript as partial. Lineage: Eukaryota; Fungi; Basidiomycota; Agaricomycetes; Gloeophyllales; Gloeophyllaceae. The record is from RefSeq and is a predicted model, not a curated record. The transcript is spliced from 6 exons.